GAGGGAGGGGUCGGCCUGCGGGUAGCCAGAGGCUGGGGCGGCUGUGGAGCCUGGGGUGGAAGAGGGAGUGUGGGGCAGCGAAAAGGUGAGCCGAGCUGACGGAGGGGACGCGCUGCGGGGCGCCCCCAGUCUAUGGAGCGGGGUAAGAUGGCGGAGGCGGAGAGCCUGGAGACAGCGGCAGAGCACGAGCGGAUCCUGCGAGAGAUCGAGAGCACUGACACGGCCUGCAUCGGGCCCACGCUCAGGUCUGUUUAUGAUGGUGAAGAACAUGGACGUUUCAUGGAGAAGCUUGAAACUCGUAUCCGUAAUCACGACCGAGAAAUUGAGAAAAUGUGCAACUUUCAUUACCAGGGCUUUGUGGACUCUAUAACUGAACUGCUGAAAGUGAGAGGAGAAGCUCAGAAACUCAAAAAUCAAGUGACGGAUACUAAUAGAAAACUACAACAUGAGGGAAAGGAACUGGUAAUAGCAAUGGAAGAGCUGAAGCAGUGUCGACUACAACAGAGAAAUAUUUCUGCCACUGUUGAUAAAUUAAUGCUGUGUCUUCCAGUCCUAGAGAUGUACAGCAAACUGAGGGACCAGAUGAAAACUAAGAGUGUGCUGGAAAGGGUGAUGGACUUAGCAUUCACAGACGACACCAUACACCACUGUCACGAGGGAGGCAAGAGCGCGGGCAAGCCAGUCUGGAGCCCCGAGGAGGAGGCCCCCUCUUCAAGAGUGGGAGGGGGCGGGGCCUGGAGUGUUGGGGGCAGCCUGGGAACACCUCUGCUUAAUAGGCGUGGCCUUCAGGGCAGAGGCCUGCAGGGCUCGGCCAUAAGAGAAGGUCAGGGCCCAGGGCUUCAGCAGGGGGCACUUGUUAAUGGCAUUGAGGUUGAUGGAUGCCUCCUCCUCACUCUGGCCUCCAGACAGGAAGGUGAUCCCAGUGACAGCCGGGGGGACUGUGCGGCGCAGCGCUGUGACGGUCGCCAUGGCAAUCUCCUCAUGAGAAAACUUCUGGGUGCAAGCGUGCCCUGGGGUGACCAUAUUGGGCUUCAGCAAGGUGCCUUCCAGGUAGAUGUGGUGGUCGCUCAGAGCCUUGUAGACAGCAGCCAGCACCUUCUCGGUCACAUACUGGCAGCGCUUCAAGUCAUGGUCCCCAUCAGGGAGGAUCUCAGGCUCCACGAUGGGCACAAUGCCAUUCUGCUGGCAGAUGCUGGCAUAACGGGCCAGGACAUUGGCAUUUUCCAUGAUGCGCUCAGACAGCCCAUCCAACCCUUGGGUGGUAGUCUCGCCAUUUGUCCCUGCCAGGGGAACCACGCCCUUGUCUACCUUGAUGCCCACAACACCGCCCUUGGAUUUUAUAACUUGGGGGAAGGGACGACCAUCAUCCGCCUUCUGGUAGAGUGUCUCGUGGAAGAGGAUGACACCCCCAAUGCAGGGGUUCACUCGGUCGUCAGCUGUCAGCAGCAGCUGGCGGUAGAAGCGCCGGUUCUCCUCGGUGUUCUCGGUGCCAAUGGACUGCAGCCUCUUGGCAAUGCUCCCAGUGGACUCAUCUGCAGCCAGGAUGCCCUUGCCGGGUGCCACGAUGCGGUGAGCGAUGUCAGACAGCUCCUUCUUCUGCUCCGGGGUCAGCGCUGGAUAUUGGUAGGGCAUGGUGCUGGUGGUAGCAAGUUCCUGGCACAGGAGAGGGGCGGGUGUGCAGGGUGCGGCGGCAGAGGGCGGCGGGCUGGCGAGUGGACUCAGGGUGCGAACGCGGAACUCGUCACCAGUACCCCUUCUGCUUUUUUUUUUGCCCAGCAGCAAAGAAACUUGGAUAACAUCGUCUUGCAACAACCCAGAAUAGGUAGCAAGAGGAAAUCUAAGAAAGACGCAUAUAUAAUCUUUGAUACAGAGAUAGAAAGCACUAGUCCUAAGUCUGAACAGGAUUCAGGAAUUCUGGACGUUGAAGACGAGGAAGAUGAUGAAGAGGUACCUGGGGCCCAAGAUUUGGUGGAUUUCUCUCCAGUAUAUCGAUGUCUACACAUAUAUUCUGUCCUGGGUGCCCGGGAAACAUUUGAGAAUUACUACCGAAAACAGAGGCGAAAACAGGCUCGUUUGGUACUUCAGCCUCCGUCUAACAUGCAUGAAACUUUAGAUGGCUACAGGAAGUAUUUUAAUCAAAUAGUAGGCUUUUUUGUGGUUGAAGAUCACAUUUUACAUACAACCCAGGGCUUAGUAAAUAGAGCCUACAUUGAUGAACUGUGGGAAAUGGCACUUUCAAAAACCAUCGCAGCACUCCGUACCCACUCGUCUUACUGCUCUGAUCCAAACCUUGUGUUAGAUUUGAAGAAUCUCAUUGUGCUUUUUGCUGACACACUUCAGGUGUAUGGUUUCCCUGUAAAUCAGCUUUUUGACAUGCUGUUAGAAAUCAGAGAUCAAUAUAGUGAAACUCUGCUAAAGAAGUGGGCAGGUGUUUUCAGAAACAUACUUGAUUCUGACAACUACAGUCCUAUACCAGUAACAAGUGAAGAGAUGUACAAAAAGGUGGUAGGACAAUUCCCAUUUCAAGAUAUAGAACUGGAAAAGCAACCAUUUCCAAAAAAGUUUCCUUUCUCUGAAUUUGUGCCAAAAGUUUACAACCAAAUUAAAGAAUUUAUCUACGCUUGUCUGAAGUUUUCAGAAGAUCUUCAUCUAAGCUCAACUGAAAUUGAUGACAUGAUUCGUAAAUCAACAAACCUGUUGCUGACAAGGACUCUAAGCAACUCUCUGCAGAAUGUCAUUAAAAGGAAGAAUAUUGGGCUUACUGAGCUUGUCCAGAUUAUUAUCAAUACAACACAUUUGGAGAAAUCCUGUAAGUACUUGGAAGAAUUUAUCACCAACAUCACUAAUGUGCUUCCAGAAACAGUUCACACUACCAAGCUGUAUGGCACCACAACUUUUAAGGAUGCUAGACAUGCAGCUGAAGAAGAGAUUUAUACCAACUUAAACCAGAAGAUUGACCAGUUUCUACAGCUGGCAGACUAUGACUGGAUGACUGGAGAUUUGGGCAACAAAGCUAGUGAUUACCUGGUAGACCUCAUUGCCUUUCUUCGUAGCACCUUUGCUGUAUUCACACACCUUCCUGGAAAGGUGGCCCAGACAGCGUGUAUGUCAGCUUGCAAGCAUUUAGCUACAUCCUUGAUGCAACUUUUGUUGGAAGCUGAAGUGCGGCAGCUUACCUUGGGAGCAUUACAGCAGUUCAACUUGGACGUCAGAGAAUGUGAACAGUUUGCCAGAUCCGGCCCGGUGCCUGGGUUCCAGGAGGACACGCUGCAGUUGGCCUUCAUCGACUUGAGACAACUUUUGGAUCUUUUCAUCCAGUGGGAUUGGUCAACCUACCUUGCUGACUAUGGUCAGCCCAACUGCAAGUACCUCCGGGUAAACCCAGUGACUGCUCUGACCCUGCUAGAGAAGAUGAAGGAUACUAGCCGCAAGAACAACAUGUUUGCACAGUUUCGGAAAAAUGAGCGAGACAAGCAGAAACUCAUUGACACUGUGGCCAAGCAGCUCCGAGGACUCAUCAGCAGCCACCACUCAUGAAGGGUGGCCUGGACCUACAGAGGCGACCUGCUGCAGCCCCUUUGUCUGGGAUCCAACCCCAGCUGACCCUGCAUUUGUGUAUUCUUCUUCAAAGAGAGCAUAUGUAUUUUUUUAUUAACCCCUGUGCAGUAUUCACAUAACAUUUCCCUAUAGUAAAAGAGGCACAAGAAUAAGCAAGUACAUGAGAUGUUGCUAGGCUGGGACUCAGGGGAAGUUAUUACUACACUAUCUGUGUUAUCUUAGAGAUGGUGGUAUCAUCAAUCCCAGUGUGAUGAACCACCUUCCAUCCAUGGCUCUAAAGCUUUAGGUCUGGGGCUUAGGAACCACAAAAAAUGGGUAUCUGGCACUGGGAGGUAGAGUGAAUAAGCAAAAGGAUACUAAAAUAUGUCCUGUUCACUCCUGGAUGCCCAUUCACCGCAUAGAUGAGGCUGAUUCUUCUCAAUGCAAGGAAAGGGCCUGGCCAACAUUAUUUAAUACACUAAGGGGAGCUCUGGAGGGUCAUCUCCUCAGUCUGCUGACUUUCACUGGCUUGUGAACAAACAUGUCAUAUGGCAAGAUGACAGCUUCAUUCCAAUCCCCCAAGCUUGGCAAUUACUUUAGCCUAGAUCUAACCUGAGGCUUUUACUGCAAAUUUUUCUGGGGCAGGAUACAGCUAAGUAGAGAGCGGUAAUAAUUGGAUCCCAUCUUUAACUGCAGAUUGCCCCAACUCUAGGAGUGUUGAGUCUCAACCCAAGGAGUUUUUCUGGAUCUUGAAAGCCAGUUUUCAUGGAAUCAGAGACCCAAUGCCUUCCCUGCUCAUCUCAUUUCCUUCAUUCACAGUCAGAGCAUUUGGUUCAGGACAUAAAUCAACAGUUAUUUCCAUAGGUCUUCACAGAGCGUCUGAGACUUAGCCUUCUCCAGUAAUGCCACUGAAAUAGUUCAGAUUUCAGAAGCCUAAAAAUGGCCCUUACCUUACCCUUAGGUGAAACCUGAGGAUUAGUUGUGAUUGUUCCUUUAUGUUUUAAAACCAGUGGUUUUGGCUAUGAUCUUCAAGGAAAUGUCACCAGCUCUGCACUGUGGGGGCAGCCAUGACUGGACUGGAUGCAUCUAGGGAUGGAGACAUUGUUACCAUAAAGUCAUCAGAGCCAGCCAUGGCUUGUGAUUUGUUGCCUCUGGCCCAACUGUCCUUCACUAAAUAAUAUCCUAGAUAUUAUUUUGUCGUUGAAGCCCAAGGUUCCCAUCCUCUUUUGAGAUCCCCAAAGCCAUCUUUGGCUUUGUCUGAGAAAGAUUGCCUAUAAUCCUAUCCUCCAAACUCUAAAGCCUGGAGCAGCUUAGCUUGGAGGCUGCAUUCAUUGUCCCAGAUGGACUCCUGAGACUUAAUACAAGGGCUUUGCUAUGAAGUCAGUCAGGGGAAACUGUACUUUAAGAUACUUCAGAAAGAUGCUACUAUGGCUACUGGCAAGAGUAUAAUUGCACAUCACCAAACAAUGACAAAUAAGCCACACAGGACUUUCCAGCUUGGAUUGGUGGGAGGAGAGAUUUAUCAAACAGAAUUCUUCACUACCUUUGUCAGCUACUGAGUUGCUUCUGGGGAGGGAAGCACUUCCUUGCCCCCCACCACCCUCAACCCCUCUACCUCACCAUAUCCUAUCACAUCUUGAUAGUCAUGGGGAAGAGGAUGUGCACACAGACAUACAAACUUCCUCAAAACUGGAGAGACAAGGCUACAUGUGAGCUCACAGACGCCUGCUGCAGCUCAUCCUGAGGGCUGGGUGGUUGGCCAGGGUUUCAAGAUGAGGGUAAGGGAUGAGCACUGCCACCCAGAACUUGAUAAGCCAAGAGAAGGCAGGAGCCAAAAUGGCAUCGCCAAGCUCUUGUCUUUGUUGAAACAAGUGAGAAACGAUUAUAUUAAUCUGAAGUUCUAUUGCUUGAGAAGGGUUAAAAACGCUUUUCUUCACUAGUAUCCCCUUUGUAGCAAGAUCUCUUCAGCUUUAAGUACUGAGAGACUUUGAAGUGGAAAUGGAGAGACAUGUAAGCAUGCCACAGUGUUUAUCUUUAGAGGAUCAUCAUUGCUGGUCUCAUCCCAAACCUCUGCCUUGGAAGAACUGUGCUAUAGAGGAAAAGGUGAACAAGGUGGAGGAAUAGGGUUUAUUCUGCACAGAAGUCCCCUGAAAGAAAAAGCUUAUUCAAGCUCAAUAUAUAAAGAUGGACCCUUUGAUAUAUCUUCUCUCCAUUCUUAGUCUAUCUAACUAAAAGCAACAUGCAGCUACUGAGUUGUAUGUAGAGACAUAGUCUUGGUUGGACAGGGAAGAUAAAAACCGGGACCAGCAAUGUCAAGUUUUUGAAUUAGAAAAGUGGAAUGUUUUUAGUUUUGUCUAUAGACUUGUAGCUGGGCCAACCCUUGAGAGGACUUGUGCAAAGCAUGUGUGCCCAUACCCAUCAGACUCUUCAGAUAUGGCAUCAAAUACCUACAGAUAUGGAAACCCUGGAGGGCUUCAAUAAGAGGGCAAGCACACAGAUGGCUAGAAGCCCAUAUGGCUUUUGGUCAGGAUGAACCCUUGGCCAAGUUCCUGGGGAAACCAGGUCUAUGUUCCUGAAGGGACAGUCCAGUUUGGGACCCUAUUAGGUUUCAGUAGUAAUAUAGGCUGCUUGCAUGAUUUUAACAUUCAUAGGAAAAAUCUCUUUGAGCAGGCUGUAAAUGAAGCUGUUGCAGGAAGGAAGGAAUAGGACCUGAAAAUGGGAACCAGGAAGUGAGACCCUGUUGGCAAAGGGAAUGAACAGCUUCCAGGGUGCAUUGCCCAGUGUUUUCAUUGCAUACCAGUCCUCCAAGUCAGUCUAGCCUUACUGUACACUUGACAAGUGCUUACUCAGCAAGUCACAGACCCACGGCCUUUUAUCUCUCAAGAUUGGCUUUGGCCAUGACCUUCCUCGUCAGGCCUCUGAGCGCACUCUCUAGGGACUGCUGCAGAAAUUCCCCUACCUUAGCCUCCCUUCUCCCAGGAUUCCUCUCUUGACUGCAACUGCCUCUUCUUCUUCUUCUUUUUUUUUUUUUUUUUUUUUUUUGCCUGCAUUCACAAGUACUUUUCACAAAGGUGUUGGAAAUGGCGUUUUUACUUUGCACAGAUAGUUGCACAUUUAUAGAGAAAAUUAGGAAAGUCCAUUUUUAACUCUGAAGGGAACUUUUUUCUCUAAAACUUACUAGUAAGUUUUACUAGUAAAACUUUACUAGUAAAGCUACUGAUAUGGAUGGGCCGCAUGGUUAGGGGAAAUCUCCUCUGUGAAAAGAGCAUGUUUAUUCCUCUUGUACAUUUUCCUCUUUUAACUGCUAUUAAACAAGAAAGCCUACAUACCUGUUUCAAAAGCCACGGUGUUGUCUCAUGGGUAUUUUGUUCUUCCAUCCCAUUUGCAGAGUGCAACUGUGGUUGGUGAACUGGAUGACUGACAUUGGAUCCCCACUCAGCUAGACUGAGGACUAGAGCAGGUGAGAGCCUAGUGGGGAAGAGAAAGCCUACCUUCCACACAAAGCAAGGAGCCAUACUGUGGCCUUGGAAACAUCCCUAACCCCUGGGUUAGGUUUUUUUCCUGCUUAUGCACCUAACACUGACAUCAUCAUCAAGAAGAACUUUUUGAACUGCUUGAGUUAAGUGGAGCACUGGGCUAGGCAACUUGGAACCCAAUGUUGAACACUAGCCCUGCCAAGGAAAGGCUCCCAGUCAAGAUGGAGUGAUGUAGGAUUAUCCAGAACAAGGCCACGCUGGAGAAAAGGGAGAGAUGAGCCUAUUUUAGACUCAGUGCAGGAGGGGUACAGUCAUCCUGGCCUAGUGGAGGAAAGGGUCUGGUUAGGAAAGACAGCUCAGAAGAAGCAGGAUGUUAAUUAGCUGGGCCUUGAAGGGGAAUGCAAGUCAAAUUUUGUGAAGUCAUAGGAAAGAGUAUUUUUGGUGCAGACCACAUUAGAGUACAAUGUUGGCAUGAGCCUGGUAUGUUCUGGGAUGUAAUGAAGAACCUCCUAGGCACAUCUGGAACCAUGGUAAGUAAGACCAGCAAUGCCAGUGUAGCAAUGCCCAGCCUGCUUGCCCUCCAGGCUAGCACACAAGCAAUGGGAAUAGACUAGAAACAGUUUUCUUCAGUAAGAUAUCUGACUGCUGCAACUGGGCUUUCAUGCCCGAGACCUGGGCUUUAAUCUCUGCAAUGCCACUUACUAGCCUCUGACCUUGAACAAUUACUCAACAAACUCCCUAAAUGUCAUCAUCCUCAUCCAUGAAAGCAGAAUGGUAGUCUCCAACUUACAAGUUUGUUGUGAAGUGUAAAUGAGCUGUGGAAGGUCAAAAUGCUUAGCCAGUAUCACAUCGAGCAAUAGUCUAUGCAAUAUUUAAGGCCUUUUCCUCCCUACCUUCCAAUUCCACAACAUGCCUCAUGGCUGAGCAAGGGACAAAGGUGUCCAGGGCUUCUCUGCCUCCUGACAUCCUCUCCCCAAGUCCACUACAGGGUUGGUGAUAGCCAUGCCCCACAAGCACCUGUAUAUGAAACAGAGGGACAUGCCUUUCAAAUCAGCCAGCCACCUGGCUCUGAGGACAGCCUAUCCUCAACACUACCUGGAACCUUCUCUACUCUCGCUUUGGUUCCAAAACUUAUACCUUCUUCUAUUGGGAGUUCUUAACCGGGUGUCCAAGAACCAUCACAGAUGUGUGUGUGUGUUUGCAUGUAUGUGUGCAUGCCACCCAUUUUUUUCUGGAAAGAAGGUUCAUGGCUUUCAUCAAUGUCUAAGAGAGAUUCAUGACUAAAAUAUUGAAUAAUAACCAAAUCCCUUCAGACAUGUAGCUCUCCUCGUGGGGGAAAAGCCAGAAGCUCUAAGCAGUGACCCUUCUCCCUGCCUCAUAGAGCUCUGACAGAUUUUUCAAGCCCUGCUGGUCUGCCACCCACCUUCUCCAGAAGCCUCCCCCUGAACCCCAUGUCACACCUAAAGAUUGGUGAAACCACUGCUCCUGGCUUUCAGCAUGCUGGGGUCCUGAGGGGGAACAGGAGGACUCUGCACUCCUGAAAACACAGAGGCUUCCAGCUGGUUGGGGAGAUGACAGAGUUCAGUACAGAGACUUGGACUAUAACAGUCAAACAACCUGACUUACCCCAGAACAUUUCCCACAGCCUCAGUACUGACUCUUAUGACUUCCGGCCCAAGGCCUUGUCCAGAGAGAGACCAGUAACCCUGUGGGGUGCUCUGAGGCAGAAAAACAAAGCAAAUCAAAACAGCCCAGGGAAGGAUGUGAAGCAGUCACCACCUUGCCCCUUUUCUCACAGCUGGACUUCUUAUCUGCCUGCCAGACAGAUGCGGAUGGGGAAUAGCUGGUGGGAGAUAAGAGGAGGCAGGGAAAGAAAGUGCCAAACCCUUUCCCCAGAGGCCUCAUUUUGAAUUUAAUGGACAGAGUUUGCCAGGAAUGAGAGAGGCUACAGGCCCUAGGGACCAGAAGACAAAGGCUCUUGAGGAAGUGCAAGGGGGAGGAGGAGAGGAGUGAGGGCCAGGCAUUGUGUGGGAGAGCUACCCCUCUAUCUGUUUCAAUCGCUGGUGGGGUUAGGGUUACCCUGCAUUUGGGGCCCCAGCUGCUUUGUGGGGUCUGUGACAUCAGCUGUUGUGAUGGUAAUGGAUGGGCCUCUCGCAGGGGGCACCCCCUCCUUGGCCAGCCCCUAGAGAAGAUAGAAGCUUCUGUCCCCUCAGGGUGGGGGCCAGCUGGGGGCCCAGAAUCGGACCCAAGACAACAGCCCCCCUCCUACCAAUCUGAACCCACUGCUAAGUGUAACUUCCAAGCCCAAGCUGUGACCUUCCUCUCUCCAGAGCUCCAGAAAAGGAAUGGAAUCUGAGCAUUGAGACGCUUUUCUGGCCCUAAACAAUCCUCCCAUUCUCUAGGCUCAAUGAUGGGUCUAUUUCCUCCUGUAAAUGGGUCUCGUAAUCUUCAACUUUUACCUUUGCUUCUAAGGGUAAUUAAUUGGAUCUGCCUCUUGUUCUCCCCACACACUCCCCUCUCUGUUACAAGGCUCAGGUUAUGCUGGGUAGAUGGCUUUCUUUUUGUUCCAUGGGGUGCUUAUUCUUAAAGCUGAUGGAGUAAGGCCCUGCCCUCUCCAGUGAUCCCCUUUUCCAGAGAAGCCUGCUGGGGAAGCACCACUUCCGUGGGUACUUGUAAGGGGCCUAUGACUGCACCAGCCAAAGGCUUUUCAGAUAGCCAGUUUUAAGCAGCCAUUCAGCUUUUUCCCAAGAUUUUAGGGAAGGCAUUUUCAUGUAACACUCUCAGAAGCAAAGUGGGAAUUUAUUGGUGGUCUGUACACUGGAGACAGGGAGGCAAAGAUGGGCAGCAGCUAGUCCAGCAAAUGGCACAUGGGCACUCAUGGUCAAAUAAAUGAGAUUUUCAGAGGGGCAAUCAUGUGCAAACGUGGGGGCUGUGAGAGCAGUACCCUUGCUGGGAGGACUAUUUUACCAUUGGCAUUGUUUAGAAUUGCCAACAUAGAGUAAAUAACAAAAAAAGCAAGCCAACUUUUAGUCUGUUUUCAUUGUGGUUUUAAAUUUUUCAACAAACAUGUACCAUCCUAUCCUUGUCAUGCCACAGAGUAGGGAACAGGUUGAAAAUAGGUUAAGAGUCAGGUGAGAAACCAAAGUGGCAGUUUAAUUCCUGAUGGGCAGGAUGUGGUCCUGGUGGUAGUGAUAAGUGUGUGUGUACAUGAGUAUUGUGUAUGAGUAUGUGGGUAUCACACAGAAUUAGAGCUUUCUCCACUGAACCCUAAUCCCAUUUCCCACAUCAGAUCACUGUUAAUAGUAUGAUGAUAUUCUGUCCAAUUAUUUUAAUCUGUAUAUACUGUCAUAAAAUUAUCAUCAUAGUCUAUUUAUUACAGUUUUACUUUUUACUUAAUUUAUCUGAAAUAUAUUUCA
Rhinopithecus roxellana (golden snub-nosed monkey) is the source of this 10429-nucleotide messenger RNA. It is a transcript of the gene EXOC6B, whose product is annotated as exocyst complex component 6B. Gene Ontology annotation, cellular component: membrane; exocyst. Gene Ontology annotation, biological process: Golgi to plasma membrane transport; exocytosis; intracellular protein transport. The coding region runs from base 133 to 3537 and encodes 1134 amino acids. The transcript is spliced from 24 exons. Lineage: Eukaryota; Metazoa; Chordata; Mammalia; Primates; Cercopithecidae. The record is from RefSeq and is a predicted model, not a curated record.